GAGGCUGAAGGCGCUCAGGGUCCGGGGAAGGGCCCGCGCUGGCAUCCCCAGCACGCCCGCGCCUGCGCCCGCGGCGCCCCAGCUCCUCCAGAGAAACCCACGCGGGCCGCGGGCGCCCUCCCACGACAGAAGAAUUAACUCGCGCCUCCAGCACGGGGGGCGUGGCCUGUCCAGAGACCACCAAGGCCGCGAGGUCCCGCAGGGAGGCGGACGGCACAUGGGACAGAGGAGACACGACUGAGCGCUGGGAAGGACAGAGAGGCUGAGGGAGGGGUCCUCCCCUGAAGGCCAAAGCCAGGGGUAGCCUUUCCAGGGCGAUCAUGGCCGUGGCCCCUCUGGGGAGGUAAGGGCCUCCAGUGAGGAGGCCAGGGCAGGAGCCCAGGUGGGACUGGAGUUUGGAGGGAGUGAUAAAGGGGCUCUUGGGUUGGAUGUGACAGGGAGAGGGGACGCUAGCCAAGGUGACGCCUCGGUUUGGGGCUUGGGCGGCUGUGUGAGUGCCCGUGCCAUUUCUUCUGAAGGGGAAUAUACUGCCCGGGUAGUGGGGGCAGGUUGGGAUGGGAACCAAGAAUUCCACUUUAAGAUUCCCUCAAUUUCAGGGGGAGACCCAGAGGGAGGUCGGGGUUGUACAUGAAAGUGUCAGGGGAGCAGGGUGUGGCCUGGCCGCGCAGAGGGAUGAAGGGAAAGAGAGGGAACGGGCCCCAGGAUUUAAAAAACUCAUAACAGAUCCAUCUUGCAGCAGUUGGACGUUCUUUUCCUUUUCCUAUUGAGAAAGCAUGGGCUGUACAGAAAAUGCAAAAAGCAAACCCUGAAAUGGAGGCCGCCCUGCAGGCCUUGGGCUGCAUGCACCCUGGCAGCACGUGUACCCGGCAGUCAUUACCUCUGUGUUCUCCUUAGGUCUGGCGGAACCAGAGAAUGACUCGUGACACCCCUUCAGGAAGUUGUAGGUGCCACCAGAUGAGCGGGGACACGAGUGGGUGGUGGGCUUGGCCUUCUCCAUGCUCCAGAAAGCCUCCCCAGAAGUUCCACUAGCCUGGGUCACAGCCAGGAAACAGGCUCUAGCCAAAGGAAGCUGGUCUGGCAGGCGCUGGUCAGACACCCAACCUGGCCCUGGGCAGGCAGUGGUGAUAGCAGGGCCACUGACAGAGUCGGGGUGCCGAGUCUGAGAGCUGGCUUCUGGGGUUUCUUCCAGGGACAUUUCUCUCUGGCUCCAGCCCAGAUCCGUUCUGUGAAGUCGCCCCUAUAAAUCCUGGCCUGAUGCCUCUGAGGUGUUUUAAUAAGUAUGGGGUUUCCUUUAGGGGUUCCCCAGUCCUCCGAUUCUCUUCCUCCCCGCAGGGCGUUUUUGACAGGCACAAGCAAACACACUCGUGUAUUUCAACAAACUUGAUCCCCUCCAGCGCUGUAACCAUCAUUCUCCAGAUCACAGGGAGGCUGCGUGAUUCCAGCAAUUAGCCACACCUGCCCCGGGAGGCGGGGCGGAGCCAAAGGCGGGACGAGGAGCGCGACCCCGCCCCCACACCGCAGCCCCGCCCCUCUGCGGCCCCGCCAUACUCCUCUCUGGCGCUUCGCGGCCGGCGCGGGCAGGAUGGCGGACUCCAGCCACAGCGGUUCUUGUUUCCACCGGGCCGCCAGAGCGAAGGACCAGCUUCCGGCAGCCUGUGCCGCGUGUGCUCUUCGGCUUCCGGCCGGUUGUGGGUCUCCGCCGCGGACAUGGGGAAAGUGAGGGGCCUGCGGUCCCGGGUGCACAAGGCUGCCGUGAGGCCCACGGGGGAGGCCGCGCCCGGCCCCACGCCCCCCGCCCGGGAGGCGGCCUCUCUGCAGGCCUCGGCUGGUGGAGUCGGGGGGAAGGAGUGGGCCUUCAUGAAUGCCAGUGUGUUUGCCGGGACCACGAUAGACCCCAGCGCCUUGGUGCAGAAGCUGGACGUGGACGCGAGGAGCAGCGCCUCCGUCAGGAGAGGUGCCAAGGCCAAGGCUGUUUUGCCCAAGAAGGAGAAGCUGAAGCUGAGGCGCGAGAGGUGGCUGCAGAAGAUUGAAGCCACAAGGCUGGCGGAGCAGGAGCGCAAGGCGGAGCAGAGGCGCAGGGCCACGGUGGUGGUAGGGGACCUGCAGCCCCUGCGGGACGCCCUGCCCGAGCUGCUGGAGCUGCAGAUGGGUGGCCAGCGAGCGGCCAUCAGGCCCCGGGCAGCCCAGCUGAGCCGGAUGAGCGCGGCACAGAAGUUCCAGCUCCUUGAGGAGGAAAGGACGCGGUUUCGGGAGCUGCUGGCCAGCCCGGCCUACAGAGCCAGCCCCCUGCAGGCCAUCGGGCGGCAGCUGGCCCAGCAGAUGCGGCUGGAGGGCAGUGGGCAGUCCUGACGCAGCGCGGGGCAUGCCUGAGCUCCGGGGACGCCCACGAGGAGGUGCCCAGGGGGCCAACUCUGCCAUUGUCGCCCUGCUCCACCAGACCCUAAGCGACGGGGCUGCUGUCCUCGGCACAGGCGGGUCUACCGAAGUGAGACAGGCAGUUGACGUGGUCGUGUUGUGACUGCCCAUUUAUUAUUGCAAUAAAAAAGGUGCUGGAAGAACCCAGGAUGUCCAUGGAGCUCGGUGCCGGCCACCCAGGAGGUGGUGCGGCCACUCGGCGGGCAUUCUUCACGCUUUUCUGUUUUGUCUGAGUUUGUCAACAGUGACUGCACGUUGUGUAUUAUUUUAAGAGAAAAACCUUCUAGCUUCCUGGUGCUCCAGUGGCUCCAGGCUGACCAUGGAUGGGCGUGGCUCUGCCCGCUUCUCCAGAUGCCCUCGGUCAGGGCCCCCGACCUCUGCCCGGACGCCAGGAGCUUCCCCUCCGCUGUGCUGGGGGGGAAUGGGGGGAGGGAGGACGGGGGCGCGGUGCCAGACUGGCGCCGCCGUCCACCGCGGCUGACUCGGGCCUCGCCCCGGAAAGUGGCCUGAGAAGUUGCAAGCGUGUGGGGACGCCGCCCUCCCCGACAUCAGGCAGGCGCAGGUGGGUGGUGAAAGCAGGCGGGCGGGUGGGAGAGACCUCGCCAGCCUGGGAGCCUGCUGGCUGUGGUCUCGGAGCUGGAGGGACUUCCACGUUCACAGCCCUGUCUGUGGUUUUAAUCUUUGCAGAAUGAACUUGGACUAUCUGGUAAUAAAAUUAAAUGA
This is a messenger RNA of Delphinapterus leucas (beluga whale), 3138 nucleotides long. RefSeq names its product SLX9 ribosome biogenesis factor (gene SLX9). Gene Ontology annotation, biological process: maturation of SSU-rRNA from tricistronic rRNA transcript (SSU-rRNA, 5.8S rRNA, LSU-rRNA). The record is from RefSeq and is a predicted model, not a curated record. Gene Ontology annotation, cellular component: 90S preribosome; preribosome, small subunit precursor; nucleolus. Lineage: Eukaryota; Metazoa; Chordata; Mammalia; Artiodactyla; Monodontidae.